Molecule: messenger RNA, 627 nt
Organism: Charadrius vociferus (killdeer)
Lineage: Eukaryota; Metazoa; Chordata; Aves; Charadriiformes; Charadriidae
Product: avidin-like
Exons: 7
Coding region: 1-627 (208 amino acids)
Molecular function (GO): biotin binding
Source: RefSeq, a predicted model, not a curated record
AUGGGGAGCGAUGCUUUCACCCUGGUCCUCACCCUGGCCCUGGUGGCAUGCGUUUCCCCUGAGGAGAGGAAGGUACGGGGAUGGGGUCUGUGGCAGAGGGCCCGUGGCUCGCUGAGGGAGAUUUCGGCGGUGAGGGAUGACGGGAGCUUCCAGGGGAAAUACCUCACGCGGGUCACCCUCGCCGGCGUCUGUGCCCGUGCCUCCCCCUUACUGGGCGCCCAGCAGCAGCCCAGCGAGGGGGGCUGGCCCACCUUCGCCUUCACCGUGCGCUGGGACAAGUUCUCCAAUGCCACCACCGCCUUUGCGGGGCAGUGCUUCGUGGACACGGGUGGGAAGGAGACGCUGACCACCAUGUGGCUGGUGCGUGAAGCCGUUGGGUCCCUGGAGGAGGACUGGAAAGCCACAAGGGUGGGCAGAAAUGUCUUCACACGCAAACGCACCCUGAAAGGAAAGAUUCUGCCGAGCUUGUUCCCAUCCUCCACCGCCUUCCUGGGCCAGUGCUAUGUGGGCAGCAACGGGGAGGAGACCCUGCAUGCCCUGUGGCUCCUGCGAGAAGCGGCUGAGAGCCCUGACGAGGACUGGAAAGCCACCCGGAUUGGCACCAGCAUUUUCACCCGGAUAAAAUAA